This is a messenger RNA of Anopheles moucheti, 2246 nucleotides long. It is a transcript of the gene Stoml2, whose product is annotated as stomatin-like protein 2, mitochondrial. The transcript is spliced from 3 exons. NCBI's taxonomy places the organism in Eukaryota, Metazoa, Arthropoda, Insecta, Diptera, Culicidae. The record is from RefSeq and is a predicted model, not a curated record. The coding region runs from base 57 to 1250 and encodes 397 amino acids. Gene Ontology annotation, cellular component: membrane.
CGAUCUCUCCCAAUUCCGUAAGCCGCUUAAAUCAUCCGCGAAAAACGGCCCAUAAAAUGAUACGUUCCAGUGCGUUUAUCAGUCGAUUGCCCUUACGUGGUAUUGCAGCAGCUACGUUCAACAGUAGUGGAGCGCUGUUGCAAUCACCUCCCAGCCUAGCAGCAUUGCAAACAACACAGGUCCGCUACCGAUCGACACCGAUCAACACGGUGGUAAUGUUUGUGCCACAGCAAGAGGCAUGGAUCGUUGAGCGGAUGGGCAAAUUUCAUCGCAUCCUUGAACCAGGCCUUAACGUACUACUGCCCGUCGUGGACCGCGUAAAAUAUGUACAAAGUCUGAAGGAAAUAGCGAUAGACGUGCCGAAACAAUCGGCCAUCACUUCCGAUAACGUAACGCUCAGUAUCGACGGUGUACUGUAUCUACGCAUUCUCGAUCCAUAUCUCGCAUCGUACGGUGUGGAAGAUCCAGAGUUCGCUAUUACUCAGCUCGCUCAAACAACGAUGCGAUCCGAGCUGGGUAAGAUGUCACUGGAUAAAGUGUUCCGGGAGCGAGAAUCGCUUAACAUUAGCAUCGUGGAAUCGAUCAAUAAGGCAAGUGAAGCAUGGGGUAUCUCUUGUUUGCGAUACGAAAUCCGUGACAUUAAGUUACCGAGCCGAGUUCACGAAGCGAUGCAGAUGCAGGUCGAAGCGGAACGACGGAAACGGGCUGCCAUUCUCGAGUCGGAAGGUGUUCGGGCGGCGGAUAUUAACGUAGCGGAGGGUAAACGACAGUCCCGUAUCCUAGCAUCCGAAGCCCAAAAGCAGGAAGAAAUCAAUCGGGCAAAUGGUGAAGCCGCUGCCAUCAUGGCAUUGGCCGAUGCCCGCGCAAAAAGUCUAAAAAUUGUUGCUCAAUCUCUUUCGAGCGAACAUGGUCGAAGUGCGGCUUCGCUUAGUGUGGCCGAGAAGUACGUGGUGGCUUUUGAGAAAUUGGCCAAGCAAAACAAUACCCUCAUCGUUCCGUCGACCGCAUCCGAUGUGACCUCGAUGGUGGCGCAAGCAAUGCAGAUCUAUAACAAUCUCUCCAAUACCUCAGCUAUUUCUCGAGCAUCCGCUUCUUCGACGAGCGGAGAUCAACAACGUCGGAGUGUGGACGAUGCACAGAACGUGCUGGGCACGCUUAAUGAAACUAGUUCGAAACUCGAUGCCACACUGCCACCACUGGACAGCCAUCAUCAGGGGGACAACAGCAUGGGGGGUUCUUCAUCGAAAUAAAACAAAAAUCGUUACAAUCGUUGAAGCGUAUUGCAUCAUUAUUGAAAGUCUUUUCGGCGCAGUAACACAAUGCAACGGCACACUUGCUUACUUAGUUGGACAGGAAAUAGGAUAAACUAGGUAUCUAUAUUCAUUGGGCGCAUUCUACUACAAUUGCGGUAUUUAUGAAGGGCGAGAAAAUAAUAGGUCUAAACCCAGUGAAGCACGAUUACUGUAAAUAAAUUGCUUGGUCGCGUAAUCAACACAACCGAAUCGGAAUAAUUGUAUUACGAGUGUCAGUUCGAUAAUGCAACCUAGAGGAUAUUAUUUGCUAAUUGGAAAACAUUUUGGGAUGUUUGGAAAAAACGCUCAAUACUUGCUUAAGUUGAGGCUAUCUUCAUCUUUGAACUUGUACACCCUCUUUGGAUGGCAAUAUGUAAUCUUAUCUUAUAGAUCAAUAUCAUCCACAAAAGCCUAUCUACCUAAAACUAGCAACAGAUAUAGAAGACCACUAAACAAUGUUCUCAACAUGAUGAAAAAGAUUUAAAAAACGGUUCAGGCGAGAGUUACUGGUAAAAAAAAAAUAUUUAUUCAAGUGUAAAUAAACACUGUCAUCAAAGUAUUAUACAACACUGUGAUAUAUGGUGAAAUCAUUCCCCAUUAGGUAUCCUACUUUUCACCAUUUCUCGUCUCCCUUCGGCACCUGAAAUGCAUAUAAAAAUGAAACAUGUCAGAUGGAGUGCGAAACCAAUUCGGUAAAAAGUAUUAUUUGAGAUUUUAUGUUGAAUCUUCAACACCAGAGACGGUAAAUUAAAUAUUAAUUCGAUCAGCUUUCACGUAUCGGUCACUGAAAUGAUGCGUACAGGUCCGUGAUAUAUAAUCAUCAUUUAAUAGCAAAAAAACACACAUGAUACUCAAACUCUGGUGCGUCCCAUUCUUUAACAGUACAAAGCAAACAUAAUCUUACCUAAAACAGUUGCUUUAUUCCCAAGAUGAGGGAUGAGCCCCAUUCAUGAC